Molecule: messenger RNA, 3482 nt
Organism: Esox lucius (northern pike)
Lineage: Eukaryota; Metazoa; Chordata; Actinopteri; Esociformes; Esocidae
Product: protein NDRG2
Exons: 16
Coding region: 430-1584 (384 amino acids)
Biological process (GO): signal transduction
Cellular component (GO): cytoplasm
Source: RefSeq, a predicted model, not a curated record
CCAUUUAAUCGUUAGGCUAUCGUUGUUGUGGGCUGUUUAGAAUAGAGUUGUGCAUUUAGAAUACAUGUAUUAAGAUAGAUGCCUAAUAUUGCUAACCGGACCGAUAAUACGUUUCAUAAAAAUAUAGUCCUCCCCUAAAUCGUAGUAACGUAACUAUACCCGUGUCGUUUGAUUGACAGGUCCAUAUUUUUUUAUACGAUUUUUCGAUCUGAGAAAGGACAGUAAAAAGCAACCUGAGAACGAACGGUUAGUGAAAUAUAACGUGGUGGAAGAAAGUGAAAUUUUAAGAAAGACUGUAUGUCGGGAGCAUCCAAGGAGGAAACACGUGUGAAAAGAAGAAAGCAUUAAAUAUUUUUGACAUUUGCAUUUUGUUUUUCGUCAUUUUCUCAGAUUUAUUUUCUUGAUUUAGGGACGUUAACGAGUGAAGCCAUGACAACUGAGAUGCAGGAGAUCGCCAUCACAGAGGAGAAGCCUUUACUUCCUGGUCAGCCUGAUCCUGUAAAGGAUGUCGAAGCUGCAGCUCGGAUACUUUUGGACCAGGGCCAGGAACACAGUAUUGAGACUCCUCAUGGUGUCCUCCACGUUACUCUGUACGGAACGUCCAAAACACGCCGCCCGGCCAUCCUCACCAUCCAUGACGUUGGCCUGGACAGUAAAAGCUGCUUCUCUCCUCUGUUUGAGUUUGACGAGAUGCAGGAAAUAGUGAAGAACUUCACCCGGGUCCACAUUGAUGCCCCUGGCCAGGAGGAGGGAGCCUCGGCCUAUCCCAUGGGGUACCAGUAUCCAUCAAUGGAUCAGCUUGCUGAGAUGAUCCCUGCAGUCCUGACUUAUUUCAAUUUCCGUUCUGUUAUCGGAAUGGGAGUGGGAGCUGGUGCUUACAUUCUCUCCAGUUUUACAAUGGCCCACCCAGACUCUGUUGAAGGUCUCGUUCUCAUCAACAUCGACCCCGAAGCCAGAGGGUGGAUCGACUGGGCUGCCCACAAGAUCAGUAUGCUGACGUCCUCACUUACAGAGCAGAUCUUGAGUCAUCUAUUCAGUAGGGAGGAAAUAUCCGAAAAUGGAGACCUGGUGAAGUCACACAGAGAACGCAUCUCCAAAGCCCCCAACUUUUCCAACAUCGAGCUCUUCUGGAAGAGCUACAUCAGCCGCAGCGAACUUCCCGUGGAACGCAACAACAACUUCAAGUGUCCUGUGAUGCUGGUGGUUGGGGAUCAGGCACCGUAUGAAGAGGCUGCUAUGGAGUGCAACAGCAAACUGAACCCAACAACAACCUCAUUCCUCAAGAUGGCCGAUGCUGGGGGUCUUCCACAGCUCACCCAGCCUAGCAAACUGACAGAGGCUUUCAAGUACUUCGUCCAGGGGAUGGGCUACAUGGCGUCGUCCGUCAUGACCCGUCUCUCCCGCUCACGCACCGCCUCCCUGUCCUCCAUCUACUCCAUGGAGGGAGACCGCGUGCGCUCUCGCACCUUGUCUCAGAGCUCCCAGGGCGGGCUGAUGCGCGAGCGCUCUCGCACCCUGUCUCAGAGCUCCCAGGGGGGGCAGGGGUCUUCCAGCCCCUCCAAAACCAUGGAGGUGUCCUGCUGAAGGGAGAAAAGGGGGCAGUGAGAGGAAUGUAGAGAGCGAGGGAUGGAUGGAGAGAGAGAGAGAGAGAGAGGUAUAAGUAGAGGAGUGGAAAGAGAGACGCAUGGGUGAUUGGUUGAGGAUGGGGGGUGAGAGUUUUGGAUGAAAUGGGAAGGCGUUUGUCACUAAUCCAGUCCCGCGUCACUUAUCCCUGUCGUUGCCUCAGUCUAGCUAAAAGGGUGAACAGAGAGCGCCAGAGACCGAACGGAAGAGAGACUUACGGGAAAGUGGCUUAAAGGAGAGGUAGAGGAGCGGAGGGGAAAUGAAAGACAAAGACACUAAUAGCCUGUCCUCCACAAUUCACCUCAACCUGGUCUAUUCGUCUCUACACCCAGACAACAAACAAUAGAGGGAACGGAUAAACAAAACAAAACAAAAACGGGAAUGUAAUAAAGGGAACAAUAAAGGGAAUGUAGGUGUGUUUCAGAUGGUUUGGCCAGUCCCCUCCCUCCCACAGUGGAAACGCUUUUAGCCAAUAAAGCCCUUUACCUUAGAGAGUGGGAGGGGCCUCAUAUAAGUGUUAACCUGUAGUAAUGAUUAGGAUAAUGAGAAAGAUGAAAAUUAUAUUAAUGCAGAGUAAUAAUGACAAUGAUGUUUUAGUAAUAUUAUAACGUUGUUUAUCUUUAAUUUUUAAGUUUGAAAUAAUAUAAAAUAGAAUAGGGGGAUAAUAAAUAUAACAGGAAUACUUUAAAUAAAAAGAUGUGUCUGUCAACCUGUUUUAAUCUUGUUUUCGGUGUCUUUUUUAAUUUAGUUUUUUUACAACUUGUCUUGGUGAAGGGAUGGGGCUUCUCAUUGGACACAUGAUCAUUAACCAUAGCAACAGCUAAUGAGAAUCUGCUUCCCACUCGCUGUUGCCAAGCAGAUUUCAUUGGUCGACUUUGUGACUAGUUGUAGUUAGGGUGGGUGGGUUGGGGGUGUAUUUUGGGAUUUGACUCUCUGAAGUAAAUGCAUGCCUGAUUGGAUUUCAGCAAAUGUGAAUAUACUGGAUGUUUUCUUUUCCUUUGAAUUGCAAAGAUGAGUUUUUGGGAUGUGUGCGUUUCUGAUUAAGCCGAUAGGUGAGGUAUAGCGAGAGUGAGGAUGGGGGAUGAAGCAUGAAAUUGUCCUAGUAAACAAACACCUAUAGCAGUUAAUCAGUAACAGUGCUUCCGAUACUGCUGGCAGUCCCAGACUCUACCAUGUGGGUUCACUGUGUUUUCCUAUGGGGCUGACAGCCUUACCCUGGCCUACAUAGACAUAUACCUCCUAUGAGAUACUACUAACCUACUUGAGUCUUAAUCCAACAGAUAUGAUACCUUCCUGAACUAACAUACUGUAUGUUGUUCCGUGGCUUGACGCGUCGGUGUUGCACAUACCUGAAGUGAUGCACUGGUCAUGACUGACAGGUGAGAGCGCCAAUAGCGUGGUGGUCUUUCUGAAGUAGGAGCUAUAUGGAGUGGGAGGUACUAGACUGGAAUAUUUAGAUAAUGUUUAAAGUCGUGAGUGUGAGUGAGACAUUACAAUGGCAUUGCUUAGGUGUGUGUUUGUGUUUACGUGCAAGUGUGUGUGUGUGUGUGUGCUCUCAUACCUUCUUAGCACUAUUUAAAGGACUGACAAUGAACCAGCCCCUAUGCUGCCAACAGGAAAUAGCCACGUCCCUUAUCUAAAGGCCUGACUAUAUAUUCCUCAAAUCCUACUAAUGGAAUUGAUAUCUGUGUACAUGGCACAGUUAGAACAUGUACCACAUGUUAAAAAGGUCCCUAUGAUUGACUGGCCCCCUCUGCUUCAAAUUAGCAUAUUCAGCUGUAUGAAAGCGCUGUUCAUUAAAAUGUUUAUGUUUCCCAGUAAAUGACUAACCAAAUGCCAGUUUUCUGCAUAUUUACUGG